AAAUGUUUGCAAAGAAAACAUGAAUUCAUUAUUCAAUUCAAACAAUUUGUGGUCAUUUAUAACAAGACAUCACAUCUCAAGACAUUGGUUCUCAACGGGACGUCAGUUGUGGUCACAAACGGGUGAUCAUAACAAAGAGGUGGUCGAAGACAAUGCCGAAGAAGUUGAGAGACAUUUCGCCGAUCUGUCGGUCAAACAGUUUGAAUGUUUGGCCAAAACCGCGGAUCAGAUGAAUGACAUCGAAAUGAUAUUGUCUUCGUAUGAAUACGCGAAGUAUGAGACACAAGAAGUGCCCUCUAGUUUGACACUCAAUGAUAUGAGAAAACUGAUAGCUCUGAAGAGCGCCGGCCGACGGAACAGGUAUAUGAACUUUCUGUACCAGAAGGAGAUCCAAUCGAUUCACAAAAAGAGAUUGAGAGCUAUUCGCAAGACAUUGAAAGAGAAGGAAUUGAGUGAUAAGUGGAUCCAUAGGGGGGACAAACGGACCGGUCUUUUCGAUGAUAACGGAGACAUUGCUUACGGUUUGUGGCGCAACAGUCUCUUCGCCAGAAUAUCGCCGGCAAAUAUACGCCGAUAUUCUGUCCAUCGGUUGCAAAGCGCAGCCCUUUUUGGCCAAAAUAUUGUGUUUGAUUUGAGUUGUGAUCCACAGAUGAGUCAAACGAAUUGCGUCAAGAAAUUGGGACAAUUAGUGAACGCCUAUCAGACAAAUCGUAUGGUUUGGGAUGCGGUUCAAGACAACCAAUUGGUGGCAAACUAUCCGCACUUUUUGUCCGCAUUUACCCCAAAGUCAUACUUAGAUCUGUUUGACAGAAAAGAUUUGGUAUAUUUGUCGCCCAAAGCGGGCAAAGAUCUGGAGUACGAGUCAAACAAAACAUAUAUAAUAGGUUUCGGCGACGAAUACUCGGAUACUCGAACAGAUGUGACUCGAGUUAAGUCACGGAAUGAAAGGAUUGUAAUUAGAAGACUACCAAUAGAUCGGUACUGUUUGUGGAGUAAAGGCUCCAAAGACUUGAGUUCUAGUGUUGUGCUCCGUAUUCUCAAUGAUAUGAGUGAUGGCAUCGGUUGGCAGAAAGCAUUUCAACGAAAUAUUUCUAAAGAUUGCUUCAAAACCGAAGAGGAGAUCGAAGCCGAAGAGUUAUAUCGUAUGAGUAAAUUGAAUCGUAAGAAUAAAAUGCGAAAACGACUCAAUGAUUCCGCAAUGAUUUAUAAAUAG
Messenger RNA from Medioppia subpectinata, 1213 nucleotides. Lineage: Eukaryota; Metazoa; Arthropoda; Arachnida; Sarcoptiformes; Oppiidae. The record is from the annotation of a GenBank genome assembly.